GCACCCAUUCAAGUCUAGCACAACAUUGAACAAUAUUUUGCUGCGGCAGUCAAAGAACUCGAGGAGAACUUGAAAACUUUCCGUCUUUUCCGCGGAAAAGCGUGCAGGCAGGGUAAUGCGGAGGACAGCCCUGGUGUUGUGCCUCGGGUUGAGCCUGGCCCUGGGCGAGGACUACGAGGUGGACUGCGGCACCCUGCGAAUGGGCCAGUACAUCUGUCCCGAUCCGUCCAUCGACCACAUCGAUCCGCAGACCCAGCAGCCCCGCAACUGUACCAAAGAAAAUAAGGCCCUCGUUGCCUGCAGAGCUGCGCCCGGUAUAAGAUGCAAAGAGACCAACGGCUCUACUUUCAUGCGGGACAUUCCCUGCGAGUGGACAAAUGGCUAUUCCUUUGAGACGGCACUUUUAUUAUCGGUGUUUUUGGGAAUGUUUGGCGCCGACCGCUUCUACCUGGGCUACCCUGCCCUCGGACUGCUCAAACUAAGCACGCUGGGCUUUCUGUUCCUCGGCCAGCUGGUGGACGUGCUGCUGAUCGCCACGCAGGCCGUGGGUCCAGCCGACGGGUCUGCGUAUGUUAUGCCCUACUUCGGGCCCAAAGUGAUCUCAAUCCGAGUCGACAACAGCACAUUCAAAUUGCCCCAAGAAGACUGGCCCUAGAGUUGCUGCUAAUCCAUGUGUAUCGAGAACUGCUCUGUGCGAAAUUAGCGGCCGCCGUCGUCUUGUCCAGCACAAUAAAUCAACUUUUAUUCAAUUUCACUAGCAAAGCGCUUCUGAAGAUAUGUGCAAUUCUGUAUCAGAGCUACUAAGCACGAAUACCCGAUUUUAAAGUGGGCUUGUCUUUUGGUUCCUUCUUUAAAUUUUGUCAGGACAUAACAUGCAAAUAAUUUUUCUUAGUUAGUCAAAGCUUUGGUGUAUCCGAUCAUGUGUGUUAGUUAGCAAAUUACCUGUACAAAACUCAGAAUGAUAAAUUCACGCAAAAUAUCGACCUGGAAAGUCUUAGGUUAGAACUUAGAGGCUGCCUUAAGAGCAAAAUUCGGAAAAGCUCUUGACGAAUAAUAACGAAGUUAAAAUAAAAAUUGACGUCCCGCGCGCUGAUUGAGGCUUUGUUCCUUUUUGUAUGGCAAGAGCAUUAUUAACAGGUAUGAUGAUUGACUGCAUUGCAGCACUAUAAUAAUUAUUUUGCUGCGUUUUAUAUUUUUAUCGCUUUUGUAUGAAAAAUAAUGUGAAAUAAAGGAAAACUGGUCAAUGUUGAGAU
Neocloeon triangulifer is the source of this 1253-nucleotide messenger RNA. RefSeq names its product TM2 domain-containing protein CG10795 (gene bisc). The record is from RefSeq and is a predicted model, not a curated record. The transcript has 3 exons. Lineage: Eukaryota; Metazoa; Arthropoda; Insecta; Ephemeroptera; Baetidae. The coding region runs from base 116 to 655 and encodes 179 amino acids.